CCAAUGCGAGCAAUGCAAAGAUGUUAUAUUAGCGGUUAAGCUGUAAUGUUAAUAUUGGCGAUAGAUAGGUGGUAGGAAAAGGGUCGUGGGGUUACCAGCUAUUCGAUACUAUAAAAUCAAGUUGGAUCGAUCCACCGGUUUUUAAAUUCAUUACUGUUCUGUUACAACGUGUUUACGUCAAUAUUAUUUGGUUCUUAUAUCAAUUGAUUAAUUUAUAUACUAUUUAUAUUUAUCUCACCAUAUUUUAUUAACUUCUUUUUUCAUCACUAGUUUUCACUCGGUUUUAUCAAGAACUUUAACUUGUUCCAUUAGGAGUUCUUGAUUUUUUUAUCAUUAUUAUAUCAUCGAGAGAUUUAUCGUGUCAGGACGAUUCGUCUGGUACGAAAAGAAUAACAUUUCGGUGCAGGUGUUACUUGAUCAUAAACUCUAUAUGAUUCAAUCGAGUGAAAACCGAUAAGUGGAAUGGUAUUAAGUAAUCGUUACGUAUGAAUCGAGAUUAUUUAAAAAUCUUAAGCCAGAGUAUUAGAAAAUUUACAUUAUAAUUAUGAAGAUCCCAGCACAACUUCAAGAAUUCAAAAAAUGUCUUAUUAUUUUUAUGGUUGGCAUCAUAUGCAGUAUUUUAUCAUGUACUAUCUACGCCUUAGAUCCAAUUAAUAUCAUUUUUAAAUGGAAAUUAACAAUGACACCAACAUCAACAGUUUUUCUUAUGUGGAGAAAACCACCAGUUGAUGUAUUCCUUAAAGUAUACGUAUUUAAUAUUACUAAUGCCGAAGCAUUUUUGAAUAAAGAAGAAAAAUUACGAGUACAAGAAGUUGGACCUUACGUUUACCAGGAGAUUUUAGAAAAUACCAAGGUCGUAUGGCAUGAUAACGGUACCAUCUCCUAUGUACCUAAGCGAACAGUUGUUUAUCGUCCAGAUAUGUCAAUAAGUGAUCCUACAAAAGAUAUAGUCACUGUUACCAACAUUCCAUUUUUGGGAGUCUCGUCAGCACUUCACGACGCCAGUUUCUUUGUUAACUAUCCAUUAGCAUCGCUGACUAAUUUAUUAGACACUAAACCUAUUCUCAACAUGACUGUAUAUGAAUAUCUUUGGGGAUAUGAAGAUCCACUAGUUCGUUUAGCUAGUGGUAUUGUUCCAAACUUUAUUAACUUUAGAAAAUUUGGACUGCUCGAUAGGAUGUAUGAUGAGGGCGAUAAUUUGGUAAAUGUUAAUAUUAAAAAAAAUAAAAACAUGUCGGACGAAAAUGGUCGUUAUUUGAGUAUUCAGCGUUAUAAUGGAAGUCCUGGUUUACCAAACUGGGGCUAUCAAGAAGAGGAAGGCAAUGAAACGAUUUCUGGUAAUACAAUUUGUAAUCGGAUCGAAGGAGCUACCGAAGGCACUAUUUUCCCAACUAAUCUUGACAAAAAUGCAGUAUUUAGAGUUUUUAGAAAAGCUUUCUGUCGAGCACUUCCGAUAGUCUUCAAAAAUGAAGUAACAACAUCUUCAGGAAUUACAGGAUGGGAGUACUCGCUGGCAGACAAUUUUCUUGAUCCACCUGAUAUGAAUCCCGAUAAUGAAUGUUACUGCCGUAAAAUGAAAAAAUGUUUAAAAAAAGGUCUCUCUGAUCUUACUCCCUGCUACUAUAACAUACCAGCCGCAGUGUCAUUACCACACUUCCUGGAUGCUGAUCCGAGUCUUCUAAAAAAUAUUGAAGGCCUUCAACCAAUCCGUGAGAAACAUCAAACAAGAGUUAUACUUCAACCGGCAAUUGGCAUUCCUAUAAAAGUAAAUUCAAGAAUACAAACUAAUCUGGUAAUGCAGAAAAUAUACUAUAAUAGUAGGAUUGAAGCGUUUAGUGAUCUUACAAUACCAUUAUUUUGGACUGAUUUAGAAAUUCCAUCAAUUAGUUCUGAACUUUUAAUGACAAUAAAAUUGUUACUCCAAAUCGGACCAAUCGUGCAAACAGUAAUGAUUUGCCUUUUUGCAAUAGCUGGGGUAACAACAUUUUUGUUAUCAUUAAUUGGAAUGCUAUGGAUAUUAAAUCAACAAACUGAACAAAAUACUGAUGGAAGAAGAGACAGUAUUGACUUGAAAAUACCACUUGGAUAUGGUCAAUAUACGGCAAUCCGAAUUUUACCCGCAAUUAAAAAGAUAACUUCAAAAACAGAUUUGUUUAGCUAAAAAACCUUAUUAAUUAAGCUUAUUUAUAGAUAUUUUAUAUAUACAUCAUAUUGGUAAGUUUAGAGUGCAAUUGAUUACUCGACAAAGUUGGGAUCACUGGGUACAAUAGUUUAUAUGUUAAAAAGAUGUAUAUUUCCGGCAUAUAAAUACAUAAAUGUCACAUCCAAAGCAAAGAUGUGAAAUUUAUUUUUUUUUUGCCUCUAAAUAUGCUCUAGAUACAUUUUGUAAACGUCAACAUAGAUUUUGUUGCAUUUAUUAAAUUUUGUAUGCCAACAUGCCUACAAAAUUUGUUAACAUAUUUCUGUUUUACGUUCACGGAGAAAAAUGAGACUCAAAAAUAACGGAAUAAUAAUAGAAAGUACAUUAAAUUUUAUUAUGCUAGUCUACCAAACCUAAAACAGGUGACUUUUCAUUCAAUUAGUGUUAUCUGUACUUAUAAUAUUCGUACUCUAGCAUCAUAAAAAUAAAGAUCACAUCUUAAAAACUGAGUUGUGUAAUUUAUAAAAAUUACCACACACUUACUAUAAUAAAUUUUACAAUGGUUAAUUUUAUUCUUUACUUUCUGGUAUGACAUUUUUUAUCAAUCUGUCUUUAUCUUUUAUAAUGCCAGCAUAAUAAAAACUAGUAAGCUAUAUUUCUCGAGAAAAAAGAGAGAGUGAGCUUUGAUCCUCAAUAAAAGACUUCACUAGUUAAGUGACAUGGUGUAAAAUUGAGGAGUCAUUUUCAAAGUUCAUUUUUUUUUUUCCAAGUCCCAGGCGCGAUCACUGGUCUUCAUAAAUUGCUUGCAUAUCCUCUAUCCACAUAUUUGGGGAACCUCUAGUGAAAUUACAUUUUAUUUACAUGUAUACUUAUUGAGGUAUCGUUUGUGUUAUGUAUUCAAAUAUUAAAAACUGUAGUAAAAGUAGUAACAAUCGUUAUUCUUGUAUAAUAUUUGGCCAACCAAAAAUGAAAAUCAUAAUGUUUAUUUGUAUAAUUAUUUUUAAAAAUACAGUUACUAAGAGCAGUCAACCAAUUUUAUUAUGCUGGUAUAAUUAUGAUUAAAAAAUUAAUAUUGGAUGCAUCAAAUAUUGGUCACACAUUUAUUUUCGAAUUAGAAAUAAUUUUUGGUUAAAUUAAAUAAAUAUAAUAAAAUAUACUGCAAAGUUUAUUGUUUUUGAAAUAUUAAAAAGUGUGUAAUCAUACAACUACGAAUAAUAAAAAUCAGCCAGUCAUGAUUGGUAACUUAUCAUUCAUUUUUUAAAAUCUUUGUAGUAUUUUCUCUAAAAUAAUCAUAGAUAUUAUUUAAAUUUACAUUAAAGAUCAAAGACUUUUAAAAUUACUAUGCUAGCAUUACAAUUAUUAUACUCAUUCAAUAUUAUAUGAUAUGCUAUCAUAAAAUUCAUUCAAGUGUUCUAUUUUUUAAAGCAUUCUUCGGAUCAUUUUUCUCCGUGUACAGCGAUGCACAUAAAUGUUACAUUUAUUGUUUGCAUAUAUAUAUUCGGGUUGGUACUCUUAAAAGAAGAAGAUUGACAUUUCAAAGCUCUCCUCUACUUAAUUAUUGAGGUAACAAAAAAAAAUUUUUCUCGAGAUUGGAAAUCAUAAAAUUUAGAGAAAGUGAAAAAAUUAGGGAACGGUUGAUGUCAUCAAGAUUACAGAAAUUGAAUACAUGACUAAAAAUGCGCUCCAUUACAAAAACUCUUGAAAAAACAAACAAAUUAAGCUAAUUUCAGCAGCAAUUAAUAGGUUUGAUUGAGAUCGAAAAUUGAUUAGAUUAAAA
Microplitis mediator is the source of this 3917-nucleotide messenger RNA. RefSeq names its product scavenger receptor class B member 1-like. NCBI's taxonomy places the organism in Eukaryota, Metazoa, Arthropoda, Insecta, Hymenoptera, Braconidae. The transcript has 11 exons. The record is from RefSeq and is a predicted model, not a curated record. Gene Ontology annotation, cellular component: membrane; cytoplasm. Gene Ontology annotation, molecular function: scavenger receptor activity. Bases 545 to 2161 code for a protein of 538 amino acids.